GCAUGCGCACCUUUUGGCGCUCGAUCUGUGGAGAAAGCCACACCACCACUUUUCACACGCUUUUCUCUCGUCACUCGUGGUGUGCAAGGGAGCUAUAGCCGCCAGUUGGACUAAGUGUAGCUAGUUCGAAAGUUCGAAACUCUCCUGGACCAACUUGACGGCCAAACAAAGGCUGUAGGUGUGGGACCGCUUCGCGAGGACGCCGUAAGGCUUUUUCCAGCUGCGCUGCUACUAGCUCCGUGUCGCCGCGAUGCCCAAGAAGAACCGAAAGAGGAAGGCUCCCCGCGAGGUGGAAGAGGAGCAAGAAGAAGUGUUCUCCGUGGAAAAGAUCGUCUCCAAGAAGAUUGUGGGCGGGAAAACGCUCUACCUGCUGAAGUGGAAAGGGUAUGACUCGGACGAGAACACGUGGGAGCCGGAGGAGAACCUGGACUGUCAGGACCUUCUGGAGGAGUUCAAAAGGAAGACAGCGACCGCGGGUACCGUCAAAACAGCCGCUCCUUCGUCUUCAUCUUCGCUGUCUUCCUCCUCGGACGGGGGCUCGCGCGUAGCUGCCGGGACGACGGCGACCACCGUUACUACUAGCGGUAGCGGGACGAGCACCGCCGCCGGGAGCACGCCAGCGGCCGCCGUUUACCACGGAGGAGCUAGCGUGAAGAUAACUCCACAGGAAGACAAGGAGAAACGUGCGAAGAAGAAGAUGAAGGAAUCAUCGCUGGCCGGACCUCCUGUGACUACUUCUGGGGAGAAGUCAGAAGGGGUCAACGGAGGAGAGACGGGAGACGAAGACGUUGCAAACAAUGCCAAUAAGAGUGGGUUCGAGCUCGGCUGGACGGCAGAGAAGAUAAUGGGGGCCACCGAAGAGCAGAAGCAGAUCCUCUUUCUCAUCAGAUGGGUUGGACAACCGGAUCCCACGCUAGUCUUGAGCACAGAGGCCAACGUCAAGAUACCCCAACUCGUCAUAAAGUUCUACGAGAGCAAACUGACGUGGCACGACAAUCCAGGUGACGUGCUUCUCCAAGAGCCGGAAUCCUGAGGUCCUUAGCUUCUUAGCUUUCCCCUUUUCCUCCCACGACGCACAGUUCUACUCACCUCUCACGUGUCACCACACACACACACACCAUGCGCCACAUCCCUGUACUCUCCCUGCUCAUAAACACUACUACAUCGUCACAAAUCUCUUCAAGUCUGUGUGUGGAGGGAGGAACUUACUACGCUCAGCUCUUGUCAGAACACCAACAAACACACCACAUGCAAUUUCCAUCCACCACCUGGUCAUCGUGUAUAGCAUUUUCUUCAUUAUGUAAGCUAUAACGAUAAUACGUUGCGCUAUGCCAAGGUUUUAAACACCCUGCAGAUAAAUUUACAUUUUCCCAUCAGUAUUGAUUGUGAUAUGUUUCAGCAUGCAACCCGUGGUGACUGCAGUCUUUAACACAAGUGGUGAUCUAUAUAUAUAUAUAUAUAUAUGACAAAUGAAACAAUUCUUCACAAUUUGUAUUAUUUACAAAUACGUCGGUUUCAUUGCAAUGCAGAAUUAGGUGCUGGAAUCCGUGCGUGUCCCAUGGUAUAUACAGUUUGUGGAUGUGUGGGUGACAUAAUUAACGCAAGGUGUAUACCACAAA
This is a messenger RNA of Geodia barretti, 1619 nucleotides long. The record is from the annotation of a GenBank genome assembly. Lineage: Eukaryota; Metazoa; Porifera; Demospongiae; Tetractinellida; Geodiidae.